AUGGGUAUAUCUUUGGAUAAGGAAACAAAGGAUAUUGGGAUAAAAUAUAAAGAUGCAAUACAUACACUGGGAACAUAUCUACUUUAUAGAGCACAAAGAUUUUGGCUCCACCCCAAUCCAUUUUUUAACUUAAGCGCCGUUGGGAGAAGUCAGAAGAAAUUAUUGAACGAGAUUAGAUCUUUUCGUGACCAUGUUAUUAAACAAAGGCGGCAAAAUGGGACUUACAAGAAUUUGCAUAGAGACGUUAUGAACGAGAGAGAAAAUGACAUAACAGGUCAAAAGAAACGAUUGGCCAUGUUAGAUUUGUUACUAGAAAUAGAGGAGAAAGGAGAGAUAGAUAUAGAAGGAAUUAACGAGGAAGUCGACACGUUCAUGUUCGCGGGUCAUGAUACAAGCGCAUGUGCUCUUCAAUUCGCUUUUAUGUUGAUGGCAAACCAUCCAGAGGUACAGGAUAAGAUUCUCGAGGAGUGCCGUCAAAUCUUCGGCACAUCUGAUCGGAAGCCUACGAUGUCUGACUUAGCAGAUAUGAAGUAUUUAGAAUGUUGCAUCAAAGAAACGUUAAGGCUCUACCCGCCUGUGUUUUUCUUUAUGAGAUAUUGCAAAGAAGAUUUAAAACUGAAAAACUACGUGUGUCCUGUUGGAACAGACUUUGCUAUUUUUGUUUUCGAGUUGCAUCGGCGUAGUGACCAGUUCGUCGAACCUCUCAAGUUUCGACCGGAAAGGUUUCAAGAGGAACCCACUUGGCACCCAUUCGCUUACAUACCAUUCAGCGCAGGACCCCGGAACUGCAUAGGUCAAAAGUUUGCUAUGAUGGAAAUUAAGUUGGCGAUAUCUGCGGUUCUUCAACAAUACCGGUUGUUACCAGUUACUAAGCCGGAAGACAUCGACUUUAUCGCUGAUAUCAUAUUACGACCAAAGGAUCCCAUUUGCGUCAAAUUUGAAAAACAAUACAACGAAUUUAAUAUUGAGAUAUUAAUAUUGUGGCUAGUUCAACUAAAAUAUAAAAUGUUUUGGACUUUAUCGUUUUUGGUAGUGUUAUUGUUAAUGUUAUGCUAUUAUAUCGAAUAUUUGUUAAAAGAUGAAAAAUUUGAUAAGAUCCCAGGACCUAAAGGGCAAUUUCUUAUCGGAAAUGGAUACGAAUGUCUUAUGGAGUCUGCUCAAUUUUUCGCAUAUUUUCGCAAUUUAACCAGCAAAUAUAAGGAUAUCUGCAAAUUUAAAAUAUUUAAUGUAAAGUUUGUCCUUAUAUACAACCCAGAGGACAUCGAGACUAUACUGACGAAUACAAAAGACAAUGAUAAAGGAUUUAUUUACUACUUUCUUCGACCGUGGUUAAAAGAUGGGCUGCUCAUUAGUGACGGAGCGAAGUGGCAUCAACGGCGGAAAAUUCUGACUCCAGCAUUUCACUUUAACAUUCUCCGACACUUCAGCACCAUAUUGGUGGAGAACAGCGAGAGGUUUGUGGAAGAUCUUCGGUCAGAAACAGACAAGACGGGAACGGACAUUUACCCUCUCAUAGCUGGCAUGACAUUAAAUUCGAUAUGUGAAACAGCAAUGGGUACAUCUUUGGAUAAGGAGAAAAAAUAUAAAGAUUUCGGAACAAAAUAUAAAGAUGCAAUACAUACACUGGGAACGUAUAUACUUCAUAGAGGUCAACGGUUUUGGCUACAUCCAAUGACAUUGUUUAACUUAAGCGCCGUUGGGAGAAGUCAGAAGAAAUUAUUGAACGAGAUUAGUUCUUUUCGUGACCAUGUUAUUAAAAAAAGGCGACAAAAUGGGACUUACAAGAAUUUGUAUACAGACGUUAUGAACGAGAGUGAAAAUGACUUAAUAGGUCAAAAGAAACGAUUGGCCAUGUUAGAUCUGUUACUAGAAACAGAGGUGAAAGGAGAGAUAGAUAUCGAGGGAAUUAACGAGGAAGUCGACACGUUCAUGUUCGAGGGGCACGAUACAACCGCGACUGCAAUCCAAUAUGCGUUUAUGCUGAUAGCGAAUCACCCAGACGUUCAGGAUAAAAUUUUCGAGGAGUGCCGACAAAUCUUCGGCACAUCUGAUCGGAAGCCUACGAUGUCUGACUUAGCAGAUAUGAAAUAUUUAGAAUGUUGCAUCAAGGAAACAUUAAGACUCUACCCCUCGGUUUAUUUUAUUUCAAGAUUUUGCAAACAAGAAAUCAAAUUGACAAAUUACGAGUGCCCAGCUGGAUCAGACUGCUCAAUUCUAAUCUACGACUUGCAUCGGCGUAGUGAUCAGUUCGUCGAACCUCUCAAGUUUCGACCGGAAAGGUUUCAGGAGGAACCCACUUGGCACCCAUUCGCUUACAUACCUUUCAGCGCAGGACCCCGGAACUGCAUAGGUCAAAAAUUUGCUAUGAUGGAAAUGAAGUUGGCGAUAUCUGCGGUUCUUCAACAAUACCGGUUGUUACCAGUUACUAAGCCGGAAGACAUCGACUUUAUCGCUGAUAUCAUAUUACGACCAAAGGAACCCAUUUACGUCAAGUUUGAAAAUCGCUGAAACGAAUGUUGUAUUUUUAUUUUUUUAUUUUAUAAGUGAAAUAAAAUAAAAAUGUUAUCGCUGAAGAAAUAUCAGAUAUAUA
This is a messenger RNA of Vanessa atalanta (red admiral), 2590 nucleotides long. RefSeq names its product cytochrome P450 4C1-like. Lineage: Eukaryota; Metazoa; Arthropoda; Insecta; Lepidoptera; Nymphalidae. The record is from RefSeq and is a predicted model, not a curated record. Bases 1 to 2508 code for a protein of 835 amino acids. The transcript is spliced from 14 exons. Gene Ontology annotation, molecular function: iron ion binding; oxidoreductase activity, acting on paired donors, with incorporation or reduction of molecular oxygen; monooxygenase activity.